Messenger RNA from Lolium rigidum, 345 nucleotides. RefSeq names its product 60S acidic ribosomal protein P2A-like. The transcript has a single exon. The record is from RefSeq and is a predicted model, not a curated record. Lineage: Eukaryota; Viridiplantae; Streptophyta; Magnoliopsida; Poales; Poaceae. Gene Ontology annotation, molecular function: structural constituent of ribosome. Gene Ontology annotation, cellular component: cytosolic large ribosomal subunit; ribosome. The coding region runs from base 1 to 345 and encodes 114 amino acids. Gene Ontology annotation, biological process: cytoplasmic translational elongation.
AUGAAGCUCGUGGCGGCGUACCUGCUGGCCUCCGCCCGGGCCGGGAACCCGAGCCCGAACAAGGACGACGUCCGCAAGAUCCUCGACUCGGUGGGCGCCGAGGUGGAGGAAGACAAGAAGGAGAUGCUCUUCAAGGAGGUCGAGGGCAAGGACGUGCUCGAGCUCCUCGCAGCCGGCAGGGAGAAGUUCGCCUACGCGCCCACUGGCGGCAGUGCUGGUAUGGACUCGGCUCCCGCCUCCUCCUCCGGGGGCGCCACUGCUGCCGAGAAUAAGAAGGAAGAGAAGGCGGAGGAGAAGAUGGAGGAAGAGGAGGACGACAACAUGUUUAGCCUCUUCGACGACUAA